Parascedosporium putredinis is the source of this 819-nucleotide messenger RNA. The record is from the annotation of a GenBank genome assembly. NCBI's taxonomy places the organism in Eukaryota, Fungi, Ascomycota, Sordariomycetes, Microascales, Microascaceae.
AUGUCAGAAAGAAAAGUCCUCACGAAAUACUACCCGGCGGACUUUGAUCCGUCGGAGCUCACGCGCAAGAGGAAGCCCAAGCAGGCAGGCCCCAAGAUCCAGCCCGUCCGCCUCAUGGCGCCCUUCUCCAUGAGAUGCACCUCGUGCGGCGAAUUCAUCUACCGCGGCCGCAAGUUCAACGCCAGGAAAGAGACGCCCGUCGACGAGCGAUACCUGGGCAUCCAGAUUGUCCGACUCCACAUUCGGUGCACCCGGUGCAGCUCCGAAAUCACCUUUCGGACGGAUCCCAAGAACAACGACUACGCCAUGGUCAAGGGGGCCGUCAGGAACAUGGAGCCGUGGAGGGACCGCGUCGCCGAGGAGGAGACGGACGAGCAGAGGCUCGACCGCCUCGAAAGGGAAGAGGCCGAGGCGGCCGGGGAAGAGGAAAAGGACGCCAUGGCGGAGCUGGAAGCGAAAAUGCGGAUGCCAAGCUGGACAUGGCGGCGGCCGAUGCCCUGGACGCCAUCAGGCAGCGCAACGCGCGGAUACAACUCGCCGCCAAGGAAGGCGUGGACUUUGCAGACGCCGUCGUUCGGGGACGCCAAGGGUGACCUGCUCGGCCAGCUAGGGAUCGAGGAGCUGCCCCUUGAUGAGGUUAGCGAUGCCUUGGAAGAAUCGGACGCCGCUACGCCCAUGGGAACCUCCACAGCUUCGGGUUCUGCCACCGCGUCGGAGGACUCGUUAGCGAUGCCGCCACCGUCCUUCAAGAGGGUGGUUAAAAGGAAACGCGACCAUUCCGCCCUCUUAGGCAUCAAGAAAAAGAAGCCUUUGGUUUAA